GAGGCGCCCCGCUCCGCCGAUCGCUCGGUCCUGCAAACGCGCGCCGGGCGCUUUCCCUGGAGCUCGGCGGUGCGUGCGAGCGCCCUUUUGCUGCAGCUGCGGCGGCGGUGGUCCGAGGGGGCGGAGAGGAGGGGGCUGCGGCCGGCGGGCCAGGGGGCGGCGUCCCCCCUCAAAACCGCCUGCAAAGUGCUCCGGGUGGCAGAAGCAGGCCGCCGGCUCCGCGGAGCAAGCCGCUCGCCCCGGGGCUGAGCAAGCGCGCGGGGCUGCCGGGCAGCACCACGGUUGCUUGCGGGCGCCGGUGCCCUCGGCGCGGGGCUGGAGCUCACCAUGCCCCUGCGGGGCCGGGCCAGCGGGCACGAGCGGAUCCCCGGCUUGCCACCGCCUCGACGCGCUCGGAUUAGCUGCAGCUGGCGCCCAGGGAUUUGAAUCUGGACCCUGGGAGGGAGUGCGCCUAGGCCGACCUCGGAGCGGCGGCCCCGUGGCCAACAUGCUUCGCAAAGGGUGCUGUGUGGAGUUGCUGCUGCUGUUGGUAGCUGCGGAGCUGCCCCUGGGUGGCGGCUGCCCACGGGACUGUGUGUGCUACCCGGCGCCCAUGACGGUCAGCUGCCAGGCGCACAACUUUGCAGCCAUCCCGGAGGGCAUCCCCGUGGACAGCGAGCGCGUCUUCCUGCAGAACAACCGCAUCGGCCUCCUCCAGCCCGGCCACUUCAGUCCCGCCAUGGUCACCCUGUGGAUCUACUCGAACAACAUCACCUACAUCCACCCCAGCACCUUCGAGGGCUUCGUGCACCUGGAGGAGCUGGACCUCGGCGACAACCGGCAGCUGCGGACGCUGGCACCCGAGACCUUCCAGGGCCUGGUGAAGCUUCACGCCCUCUACCUCUACAAGUGUGGGCUCGGCGCCUUGCCAGCCGGCGUCUUUGGCGGCCUGCACAGCCUGCAGUACCUCUACCUGCAGGACAACCACAUUGAGUACCUCCAGGACGACAUCUUCGUGGACCUGGUCAACCUCAGCCACCUGUUUCUCCACGGCAACAAGCUGUGGAGUCUGGGCCCGGGCACCUUCCGGGGCCUGGUGAACCUGGACCGUCUUUUGCUGCACGAGAACCAGCUGCAGUGGGUCCACCACAAGGCGUUCCACGACCUCCGCAGGCUGACCACCCUCUUCCUCUUCAACAACAGCCUCUCGGAGCUGCAGGGUGAGUGCCUGGCCCCGCUGGGGGCCCUGGAGUUCCUCCGCCUCAACGGCAACCCCUGGGACUGUGGUUGUCGCGCGCGCUCCCUGUGGGAAUGGCUGCAGAGGUUCCGGGGCUCCAGCUCCGCUGUCCCCUGUGUGUCCCCUGGGCUGCGGCACGGCCAGGACCUGAAGCUGCUGAGGGCCGAGGACUUCCGGAACUGCACGGGACCAGCGUCCCCACACCAGAUCAAGUCACACACGCUCACCACCACCGACAGGGCCGCCCGAAAGGAACACCACUCACCCCAUGGCCCCACCAGGAGCAAGGGCCACCCGCACGGCCCCCGGCCCGGCCACAGGAAGCCGGGGAAGAACUGCACCAACCCCAGGAACCGCAAUCAGAUCUCUAAGGCGGGCGCCGGGAAACAGGCCCCCGAGCUGCCAGACUAUGCCCCAGACUACCAGCACAAGUUCAGUUUCGACAUCAUGCCCACGGCCCGGCCCAAGAGGAAGGGCAAGUGUGCCCGCAGGACCCCCAUCCGUGCCCCCAGCGGGGUGCAGCAGGCCUCCUCGGCCAGUUCCCUGGGGGCCUCCGUCCUGGCCUGGACACUGGGGCUGGCAGUCACUCUCCGCUGAGGACCCAGGACGUCAGCACCCAGCACUGCCACAUGUCCACCAAGGAACAGAAUUUAUUUUCUUCUUUUUUUAACAAGUGGAAGAUCUGCUGGGUUUCAGGAAAAGGCUGGUAGAGGCUUCGGCUGCUGUCUGGACGUCUGGACCCUGCCAUGUGGAUUAUAAACCCAAAGUGUACAGCCCUAGGCGGGAGGGGUUGGCGCUUCUCAGCCGGCUGUCCCAGCCAGCCCCGCAGAGCACCCACGGACAGUGUCCACUCUGGCAAGGUGGGAAAAGGCACUCCAAGUGCAUCCUCCACUGGCAACAGUGGGACAAUUGCCCCCGACGGUGGCACCAGGGCUCUGUAGAAUCCCGAUCGUUCCGAGAGGUCUGGAGUGCCCCGUGGUUCCUGGAGAAAGCAGGACACAGAGAAGAACAAAUGAGGCUCACCCACGAGGCUGGGCGGCCAGCAGUCUGGGCACACACGAGCAGGUGGCAUCUUGGCUCUUGCCUGAGGCCACUUAGUCACCCUGCCCUGAAUUCUACCCUACUCCACCUUCAGCCCCUCCCUCGGGGGUAGCGCCUCUCAUUCCUGAUGUCUCAGGCAACCCUGGCAGACCCAGGCCCAACUGCUGGGGUCCAAGAACCAAUUACCAAAGGAAAGAUCAUCAGAGGCUGAAAUCUAGAACUUCAUCCCGGGCAAUGAGGUUCUCACAGAAGGUGCAGUUUUAUAAUUACGUCCACUUAUAUAUAUUCACACUCUACAUAUAUAUAUAUAUAUAUAUGUAUAUAUAUAUACAAAUGCACAGUCCCCUCCCACUUCAUUACCUAACUGUAUGUCUUUUCAUGUUUAUAAACUAUACAGAAAACUGUAUUUGCUGAACUGAGGAUUGUAUUGGUGAUUUCUAGCAAGAACAAAGUGAUAGAAUUUUUGUCUAGAAUCCCAAACUGGCAACGAUAGUCUCCAAGGGACCUGGGCUUGCCAAGGGCCUGGGGCAAGGUGUCGGCGGGGACGGUGAGGAAGGGGGAGGCAGCAAGAGUCACUUUGGGGGACCAAUAUUCUUAGAUAUUUAGAGCAUCACCUUGUUUUUAUAUGCAACACAAGCCUGUCUGCCACCCUGGAGCGCCCUGUCACCCCUUCUGUCGUAGCUGUUGGCUUCAGGGUGAGAAGUGAGAAGCAGCUUAUUGUAUGUCAGGGAGCCAGGCCCGGAGGGUGAGCGAGAUGGAGAAGGGGAAGGAAGGGGCUUUGGGAUCUGGAAACCAGCAGGCCAGGCAGCGUCCACAGUGUUAGUCCAAAGGGUCGGACCGUGUCGUCAGCCUAGCGUUUGGUCAGUGACGGCCUGGACGGGCCAAGGAGACUCCAGGCUUGAGCCCAGGCCUCCCGCACGGCUCAGCUGCUGAAUUUUUCCUUGAGGCUGUUUGGUGUGUGACCCAGCAAGGGCCCUGUGUAGGACAGCAGGAGGGAGGCAUCGGGGGGCCUUAGCAGAAGGGGAACAAUGAGGGUAUUUCAUGAACCAUCUCAGGCACUUCUGCAUCAUGGAAGACCCGGCCCUCCCAGCCGUCCUGGGGAUGCUCAGGGUGCAGGCAGAGGCUUGGGAGGCCGGACUCAGGGGUCAGAAGCAGGGACUGGGGCAGGCGAGCCCGGACAGGGAAGAGGGGCUCCGAUCAAAGCCGGCCAUGCUGCUGGCCGGGGGCCCAGGUGGGUACAAGCUCCUUUGUGCUUUGCACAAACCUGAAUCCCCCACCAGAGAGGAUGUGUGUGAGGAGCCAGAAACGCUGAAUCCAAUUAAGAGAGAAAAAUAAUAAUAACAAUAAAUGAUCUUGGACAAGAACCCUGUUUUUCAUUUCCUAACCCUGCAUUCCUGACAGGUGGCAGAUCCUGGGCUUCUGUGGGUGGGCGAGCCUGGCUGGGCACAGCUCUGGGAACACAGCACAUUUGUUGGCGGGAGGAGCCACAGGGGGCAGGGGCGCACGGACUCACGGGACACACGAGAGCACGCACACCCUAGUGCUCUGUUUCGUGGCACUUCCCUUGCCCGCACAGAUCAUGAUUCACUUUCCACAUUCUGACUGCCCCGGGCCGGCACCAUCUCUGUGGCUCUCCCCGGAGGAGGCUGGUCCUGGGUCCUUCCUGGCCUAUUCCCGGGAGCCUCCAGCUAACUGACUGAUCCUCAGGGCGCCGGGCAGGUGGCUGGUGGGGACGGGCGGCUGUAAGGGAACAGUCAGUACCUGGGGCCCAAGGGGUUUUCCAGGAGGCCAGGGACCCACCCGGACAGCUGUGGGUGGGCUUGGAGACUGCACGCCUCUCUCUGGCUUCAGAGAAAGGAGAGGGUUCCCCGGAUAGAGGGAGGAAGGCUGUGUUUUCAGGCCUGGCUGGACAAAUCCUCCUCAGUAUGAGGCUUGGGGCAUUCACUAAAGGGAGCCCAGUGACUGCAGACCAAAGAAUCCUCAGCCUGCACCUGCUCCCCUGUGGCCUGCAGGCUCUGACCCAGGCCGAGGUGCCAGGGCCUGGCUGUCCCUUAGAACCCAAGGAUGUUGUUAUGUUGUUGAUUUCAUUUCCAACUUCAGACAGCAAGGCCCUCAGUGGGAAAAUCAAGAGUCUAAGAACUUUAUUAAAUUUUUUUUUAAAAAAAGACUUAGGAAGUCCUGUAAUAUGGAAGUGAAAUGUCAGUACGAGAAAUGCUAAUGUUUUAUAAAUGAUCCGCUUCUGUCAAGCACAGCACAGUCUCUGGUUGCCGACUGUUAUUAGAGGCAAGGCAGUGGGGGCCCGGGACGCCAGGUAUUUUUAGCAGCUUUCUCCUCUAAGAGGUAGGGGGAAUCAAGGCAGCUCUGUUGCAGACGACAUCACUUGUCACUCAGCAGCUCAUGCUACGCAGUUAUGAUGACACCAUCGCCCCAAACACCAAAGCAACUGGAUGCGUCAGGGGCGAGGCAAAAGCUUCUCUAUUCGCCAGCUCCAGCCCCUUGCGUCUGGUUCAGGGCAGGGAGAUGCAGAUUCCUGUGGUCUUCCCAGAGGCGGGGGCCACCCCUCUGCUGCCAUCUUCCCACUUUCCCUGGACCCCCAAAGGGAGUCAUCUCUUCUGCCUCCCAGCCCUCCUGCCACGCAGGCCUCCACUGUGGACUGAUGGGGACAGAGCCACCCCUGUCGGAGGGGCUGGGUGGCCACUGGUGGUCUCCACUGUGGACUGACGGGGACAGAGCCACCCCUGUUGGAGGGGCUGGGUGGCCACUGAAGGCCUCCACUGUGGACUGACGGGGACAGAGCCACCCCUGUCGGAGGGGCUGGAUGGCCACUGGUGGUCUCUAAGGCCUUUCACACAAGUUCCUCCCCUGACCACAGAGCUUGGCUGGCUCUGCAUAGUUCAUUCAACACGGGCUGAUCAGGGGCCUCCGUGUCCAGCCACUGGCCAGGCUCUGGGGACAUAAACGUGAGAAGACGUGCCUCGGGGCAAAAGGAGCUCAGAGCCUAGAUGUAGAAACAAGUAUUCGCAAUUGGUAUGGAGUUGGCGCUUGUGGUAGCACCCCUCGGCCCCGAAAAUGAGGAGCUCAGCUGGGUGGGGGCAGUCAGAGAGGGCUUCCAGGCGGAGGUGACACUCCAAUGAGUCUUGGAGGAUGAGGAGCCGCCCAGAGAAGAGUGUGGGGAGUAGGGCUAGAGGUGGUAACAGCACUGUGUCUGGGGUAUCCACAAACCACUCCCAGCUGAGGGCGUGGGAGACGCGCCCUGUAUGGGAGCGGCCCAGGGGACUCUGCUCAGGGACUCGACUCAGCGGUGGAAGUGGAGGGGCUGUGCGGUCCCCCGACCUGGUCGU
Gorilla gorilla gorilla (western lowland gorilla) is the source of this 5598-nucleotide messenger RNA. It is a transcript of the gene RTN4RL1, whose product is annotated as reticulon 4 receptor like 1. Gene Ontology annotation, cellular component: plasma membrane. The record is from RefSeq and is a predicted model, not a curated record. Bases 488 to 1813 code for a protein of 441 amino acids. Lineage: Eukaryota; Metazoa; Chordata; Mammalia; Primates; Hominidae. Gene Ontology annotation, molecular function: protein binding. The transcript is spliced from 2 exons.